Vigna umbellata (rice bean) is the source of this 2219-nucleotide messenger RNA. The record is from RefSeq and is a predicted model, not a curated record. Lineage: Eukaryota; Viridiplantae; Streptophyta; Magnoliopsida; Fabales; Fabaceae.
UUGCGUGAGAGGAUUUUGAGAGUAGAGUUGCAGAGAGCGAGAGGAAUCUUGAAUACUUGGGGUUUUUUCCACUUCGGUAUUUGUCACAAUUUGAACUCAUUGCUCCAUAUUUCAGAAAUUAUGAAUAAUGCUGCUGAAAGGCCACUAAAUGGAGACGUAGAGGAUGACGACGACGACGAUGGUGCAGACCUUGAAGCCUGGGAGAGAACUUACGCAGAAGAUAGAUCAUGGGAGGCUUUGCAGGAGGAUGAAUCUGGACUUCUUCGCCCCAUUGAUACUACAGCCAUUUACCAUGCUCAGUAUCGCAGACGCCUUCGUAACCUUGCUGCCACUGCGGCUACUUCACGAAUUCAGAAGGGGCUUAUACGAUACCUGUACAUUGUCGUUGACCUGUCUAAGGCAGCAUCAGAGAGAGACUUCCGACCAAGUAGGAUGGCUGUGAUUGGGAAACAGGUUGAGGUAUUUAUCAGGGAAUUCUUUGAUCAGAAUCCACUUAGUCACGUUGGUCUGGUGACUAUAAAAGAUGGGAUUGCUAAUUGCAUAACAGAACUUGGUGGCAGUCCCGAGUCCCACAUCAACGCAUUAAUGGGUAAACUGGAUUGCUCAGGUGAUGCCUCCUUACAAAAUGCACUAGAGCUUGUUCUUGGAUGUCUAAAUCAAAUCCCAUCAUAUGGUCAUCGAGAAGCUCUUAUCUUAUAUUCGGCUCUCAGUACGUGUGAUCCUGGUGAUCUCAUGGAAACCAUUCAAAAAUGCAAAAGGAGUAAAAUAAGGUGCUCAGUCAUCGGUCUUGCUGCUGAGAUGUUUGUAUGUAAACAUCUCUGCCAGGAAACUGGCGGGACUUAUUCUGUUGCUCUAGACGAGUCCCACUUUAAAGAGUUGAUCCUGGAGCAUGCACCACCACCUCCAGCAAUAGCAGAGUAUGCUACUGCUAAUUUAAUUAAGAUGGGUUUCCCACAACGGUCAGCUGAGGGUUCUGUCGCAAUAUGCACAUGUCAUGAAGAGGCUAAGGCUGGAGGGGGAUACACUUGUCCAAGAUGCAAAGUUCGUGUCUGUGAGCUUCCCACUGAAUGUCGAGUCUGUGGAUUGACCCUUAUUUCUUCACCCCAUUUGGCAAGGUCAUACCAUCAUCUAUUUCCUAUUGUGAUGUUUGAUGAGGUCUCUCCAUCUCAAAAUGAUUCUAGCCGCAGUUUUCCUAAUACUUGUUUUGGUUGUCAAGAAAGUCUUCUAAGUCAGGGUAAGUUUAUUCCUACAUUUCCAUUUCUGGUGCCUGUACAAAUUUAUAUUGUUGGCUCACAUAUUAUGUCUACUAUGUACUAUAUACACAUACCCCUUUACAUGUGAUACGAUGGUAAAGAUUGCAAAUAGGUCUGUAAUUUCAUAGGGCUUUAUAUAAGGUCAUAAAUUGGUAAUGGAAGUUGUUUCGGAUAUCAUUCUGUUUAAAUUGGUUUGUAUAUGUAUUGUCUUAUAAUAAAAGGACCUAACCAUAGUAAAAAAGAUUAGCAAUAGUAUUUUUGAGAGAUGGGGUUUAAUAUUUUUAACGUAUCCCAGCGUGAAAAUUCAACACUACUUCCAUUGUGCAGCCUAAACGGAUGAAAGGAAAAUAUCAUAUCUGUGAUAAACAUCCAUAUUAACCACCCAGAGCAUUGAAAACUGCAACAUAUUAUUACCUGUAGAGUUCUUCCCUCUGACUGUGGUGGCUUAAGCUUUUUAGACGGCAGAUAAACUAUUUUUUGUGCAAUAUGCUUGAUACAGUGUGUCGAAAUAUAUUCAUAUCAACUAUGAUGUUAUGUGCGUGAUAAUAGCUAAUACUUUUUAACUUGACGCAAAAGCCUUGGCUUUCUGUAAUCAUGUUGAUGCGUCUAUGCUUCAAGCAAGAAUUGCUGAAGUUAUGUAAUGGACCCCAAAUUUUAAAUAACGAUGUGUGUGUUUUAAGCUCUUAUUACAAGUUUACAAUUACCAAAGAAUUUGAAUUUUUUUGAAGUAACAUUCGAUGUUAAGUGCUUAUGAUCAUAUUUCAUGAAUAUAUGACAGAAGAUAUUGACUUCUUUUGGUUAAGGUAUUUAAGCUUUGUGUGAAAUUGAUUGGUUUACUGACAGACGCCCACUGCUUAAAAUAUUCAGUGAAGGCUCUAAAAUUCCUUUUCAAUUUUCUUUUUUCUUCCAAAUAGUAUUGCAUGUACAAUAUGUUCUUGCUCAGUUUUCGUAAACCCCCACUAUGAA